This is a messenger RNA of Mitosporidium daphniae, 627 nucleotides long. RefSeq lists its product as uncharacterized. The record is from RefSeq and is a predicted model, not a curated record. NCBI's taxonomy places the organism in Eukaryota, Fungi, Microsporidia. The transcript has a single exon. The coding region runs from base 1 to 627 and encodes 208 amino acids.
AUGUUUCCUAGUGCUUCUGCUACGGUUUCAGUAAGACUUAAAUACCCCAUUGAGAGGUUACAAUCUAUAUAUCAAAGCAUUGCUCUGAAGGCAUGUGAAAUCUUUGAUGAAGAUCCCUCUAUACUUUGGAGGAAAAAUCCUCUAAAGAACAUUAAUCUUAAUAAGAGAGAUGCUACCCGUGAUGGGAUAAAAUAUUUAUCUGGAAAGACAUACGCUCUGGACUACUUGUCUUACUUUCCUUUAAACCAAAAUGAGCUUUUAUAUCCAUUACGGACGAAAUAUGCUUCUAUUGUUCCUAUUAAACACGCCCAAAAUCCCAAUUCUCCAUCAUCAAAGCUGAAAGAUCUUCUUCCUUCAACAGCAAAGACCUCUUUUACCGAUAUUGAUAGAUCAAAAAACUAUCCAGUAUCGAAUGAAGAACAAGCCUGCCUUUCUACCUUGGAGUCUUCUUUAGAGCCUGAUGGGCAUCUUUUCCAUAUUUCAAGGGAACUUGGUGCUGCCUUCAAUUUUAUACCGCCCGAGCUAAACUCCGUAUACAAAGCAAAUGUGCGAGAAAGAAAAAAGAUUCAUAACAAGCUUCCACCUGCCAGAAGUGUUGUCAAAAGGGCUAAAAAAACAAAGAAAUAA